GUAAAUCGUUCCACCAGCACCCGUCUGUCAGUUGGUUAUCUCUCGACGGUAGGCUACUACAAGAUCCAGUGCUGUGUUGUUUCAAAAAGGAUCACGUCAGAUUCAUAGAUUAUAGCCUAAAUGGAGCCAUGAGACAAACACGGGGAAAGUAUUGGGAAGUUCAAACGGGAAUUUUUAAAAUCGCUGUCGGAAUGAAUCACCUACAGUUGGGGAGACAGGUUAUAUAGCCAGUUAUCAUGGAUUUAGACAUCUCAUACAGCUCAUACGGAAAGGACAAUGAAACCGAGGACGCACAGUCAGAGAUAGACAGGAGUUAUCACAGUGCAGUAAUGCCCAGCCUCUAUGGGGCCAUCUGUCUGGUCGGUAUUGUCGGAAACUGCAUUGUGAUAUACACCAUAGUGAAAAGAAGCCAGUUCUGUGCACAGCAGACCGUACCGGAUAUCUUUAUCUUCAGCUUGUCAGUGGUGGACCUGCUCUUCCUCCUGGGCAUGCCUUUCCUCAUUCACCAGCUGCUGGGCAUUGGCUCCUGGUGUUUUGGGGCCACCAUGUGCACAGUCAUCACAGCACUGGACUCCAACAGCCAGAUCGUUAGCACCUACAUCCUCACAGUCAUGACGCUGGACCGCUACCUAGCCACUGUGCACCCCAUCCGCUUCAACCAUAUCCGGACACCUCAGGUGGCGGUGGCUGCGGUGAUACUUGUGUGGAUUCUCUCCCUGCUGUCCAUCACUCCUGUCUGGAUGUACGCUGGCCUCAUGCCCCUGCGGGAUAGAUCGGUGGGCUGCGCUCUGCUCCUGCCCGACCCGGCCAGAGACACCUACUGGUACACGCUGUACCAGUUUGUGCUGGCCUUUGCCCUGCCGCUGUCGAUCAUCUGCGUGGUGUUCUUCAAGAUCCUCCAGAGCAUGGCCUCCACUGUGGGGCCGCUGCCCCAGCACAGCCUGCGCAUCCGCACCCGUAAGGUGACCCGCAUGGCCGUGGCCAUCUGCCUGGCCUUUUUUGUGUGCUGGGCACCCUACUACAUCCUGCAGCUGGCCCACCUAGGUGUCCAGAGGCCCAGCGUCGCGUUCCUCUACACCUACAAAGUGGCCAUCAGCUUGGGCUACGCCAACAGCUGCAUCAACCCGUUCCUCUACAUCAUCCUGAGCGACACAUUCAAACGGCAGCUCCUGGAAGCCCUGCACCCGCCAAAGCGCAGCCUGAGGGUGGAGCCAGGCACAGGGGAUGGCAGCCUCAACAUGCGAGAGGGCGCCCUGGACAGGGAUCAUUUCUCCGGGGAUCAGCUGCUCAACCACAUGCUGCCAGUGACAAUGGCUGUGAACUGA
Messenger RNA from Clupea harengus (Atlantic herring), 1325 nucleotides. Its product is annotated as melanin-concentrating hormone receptor 1-like. Gene Ontology annotation, molecular function: neuropeptide binding; melanin-concentrating hormone receptor activity. Gene Ontology annotation, biological process: neuropeptide signaling pathway. Gene Ontology annotation, cellular component: plasma membrane; neuron projection. The record is from RefSeq and is a predicted model, not a curated record. NCBI's taxonomy places the organism in Eukaryota, Metazoa, Chordata, Actinopteri, Clupeiformes, Clupeidae.